This is a messenger RNA of Penaeus monodon (black tiger shrimp), 1514 nucleotides long. RefSeq lists its product as uncharacterized. NCBI's taxonomy places the organism in Eukaryota, Metazoa, Arthropoda, Malacostraca, Decapoda, Penaeidae. The coding region runs from base 1 to 1299 and encodes 432 amino acids. The record is from RefSeq and is a predicted model, not a curated record. The transcript has 9 exons.
AUGGAUUCACUCCUGGCCUUUGGUGGCCUGAUAGGAGAACCUGUUCAAUUAGUAUGUGCUUGUGGUGAGACCACUCAGGUUAAGGAGAACUUUACAUUCUUUGUUAGUAUAGUCUAUGACUUAGGGCUGACGGACCAGGAAGUCAGUAGAUCGAGUGGCCUGGCAGCAAGGGUCAUCAACUCUCAACAAGAUUGGUUGGAUCGUGUGUCCAACCAACGUUCCACCAAGAGACUGGUACAGGACCUGUUAUUUGCACAACCUGUGAUCACCAACUCAGGCAAUACGAGCACCUGGCUCAUUUCCCACAAGAUGAUCCUGCCAACCAGCGUUUGUCGUGUAGAAAUCACUCGAUAUUUAUGCUCAGUGCCGCAGUUCUGGAUACACACAAUUCGGAAAUUCUACCCCCCCUCCCCAAUACAAGGGGCACGGGUGUUAACCUUGACGAUGGCGCCGCGGCAGGAAAUUCCUGGCGCCGCGGCAGGGAAUUCCUGGCGCCGCGGAAGGGAAUUCCUGGCGCCGCGGCAGGGAAUUCCUGGCGCCGCGGAAGGGAAUUCCUGGCAGACGUCAGGUUGCUUAAGCGUUUCUGUAAGAAUUACAUAUAUAAAGAGGCUGGAAGAUCUUCUGGACAUUAGACUUGAAGCAUCUUCAGUUUUCACACCUGAUCAGUACCUCUAUACCAAAAUGUACAGGACCGGACUCCUCCUCCUGGCCGCCGCGCUGCUUCCCUUUGCCGCCGCCUAUGGCGUCCCGAGGCAGCCUCUCCAGCAGGUUCCUUCCUAUCAGCAGACUCAGCAGGAAAUUUCUCCAAUACUAUUCCCUUCCGAAUCCGGACCUGAGCAGCAGAAGCUCUGCCCCGCCAGCACCGUCUACCAGAAGGUCACGGAGACGGAGGUCGUCCCAACCUACGUCACCAAGACGCUUGACCGCUACGUGACGGAGUACGAGACACAGGUCCAGACGCAGUACCAGACCGUGGCCACUACAGUUGUCCAGCCUUCCUACAUCACCGAGACCGAGUUCAAAACCAACUAUAAGACCAAUUAUGAGACCGAAUAUUUAACCGAGACUGUGCACAACACGCAAACCAUCCACUCUACAUAUACACAGGUCGACACAACCUCUAUUUACGUCACCAAGACGCAAGAUCACUACGUCACCAACACCUACACCGUCACAGCUACUAUUACCUCAUCAGUACCUCAUUACGUCACCACCACGUCAGAGAUCAACAACUACGUCACCGUCACAAAGGAAUGCAACGCUCCUAUCAAGAAUGGUGGCUACGGAUAUGGGAAGUAAUUCAUAGCCGAACGACCGAACAAAAGCCGAAUGUGCCGCGUUACUCAGGAACUCACUCAAAACGCCUUUGCAACGGGAGGUUGGAGGCGCCUCGGAAUGGAAUCCGAAGAGGUUGAGGGAAUAAGGGCAUUUAUAGAAUGAGAAGAGAGAGAGAGAGAGAGAGAGAGAGAGAGAGAGAGAGAGAGAGAGAGAGAGAGAGAGAGAGAGAGAGAGAA